Cynocephalus volans (Philippine flying lemur) is the source of this 846-nucleotide messenger RNA. Its product is annotated as keratin-associated protein 4-6-like. The transcript is spliced from 2 exons. The record is from RefSeq and is a predicted model, not a curated record. The coding region runs from base 1 to 846 and encodes 281 amino acids. Gene Ontology annotation, cellular component: keratin filament. Lineage: Eukaryota; Metazoa; Chordata; Mammalia; Dermoptera; Cynocephalidae.
AUGGUCAACUCCUGCUGUGGCUCUAGCUGCUGUGGCUCCAGCUGCUGCUGCCCCUCCUGCUGCAGCCCCUGCUGCUGCCGCCCCAGCUGUUGCAUCUCUAGCUGCUGCCGCCCCUCCUGUGGAGGAUCCAGCUGCUGUGGUUCUAGCUGCUGCCGCCCCAGCUGCUGCAUCUCUAGCUGCUGCCGCCCCUCCUGUGGAGGAUCCAGCUGCUGUGGUUCUAGCUGCUGCCGCCCCAGCUGCUGCAUCUCUAGCUGCUGCCGCCCCUCCUGCUGUGGUUCCAGCUGCUGCCACCCCUCUUGCUGUGGUUCCAGCUGUUGCAGCCCCUCCUGCUGCAUCAACUCCUGCUGUGGCUCUAGCUGCUGUGGCUCCAGCUGCUGCUGCCCCUCCUGCUGCAGCCCCUGCUGCUGCCGCCCCAGCUGUUGCAUCUCCAGCUGCUGCCGCCCCUCCUGUGGAGGAUCCAGCUGCUGUGGUUCCAGCUGCUGCCGCCCCAGCUGCUGCAUCUCCAGCUGCUGCCACCCCUCCUGUGGAGGAUCCAGCUGCUGUGGUUCCAGCUGCUGCCGCCCCAGCUGCUGCAUCUCCAGCUGCUGCCGCCCUUCCUGCUGUGGUCCCAGCUGCUGUGGUUCCAGCUGCUGCCGCCCUUCCUGCUGUAUCUCUAGUUGUUGCCACCCCUCUUGCUGUGGUUCCAGCUGUUGCAGCCCCUCCUGCUGCAGCUCCUGCUGCCCCCGCACCAGCUGCUGCCUGCGUCCGGUCUGUGGCCAAGUCUCCUGCCACACCAACUGCUAUCGUCCAACCUGUGUCAUCUCCACCUGCCCCCGCCCCAUGUGCUGUGCUUCCCCUGACUGCUGA